AUGCCAUCCAUUCUUACCGAUGCGGAUAAAGAGACUGUCCGGCGAACGGUUCCCAAACCCUCCAACAGAAUACUGGCGGUUGCAGUUGCGCGAUUAUACGUAGCACAUCCAAAUCCUCAAAAAUGGACCUACACUGGACUACAAGGAGCUGCGGUUCUUGCUAACGACUUGGUUGGGCAUACAUUUUGGAUUAAGUUGGUUGAUGUUUCGCCCGCUGGUAGAGGCGUUGUAUGGGACCAGGAAAUUUAUGAUGGCUUCUCCUAUAACCAGGAUAGGACCUUUUUCCACACGUUCGAGCUGGAGGAAUGUCUUGCGGGAUUAUCGUUCGCAGAUGAGAAGGAGGCAAAGACUUUCUUAAAAAAGGUUCAAGAGCGAGAGAAGAGUGCGAGUAAAGAAACAAAGACGACUCCAUUUUCCUCGCUCCGGGGUCAAGGACCGCCUCCAACAACAGGCGGCAAAAGUCAUAGUCGUUUUGGGCUCGGUAGCCUCCUUCAUCAUGGGCAUCGAUCCUCCUCCGCGCCUACCCAUUCCGCCGCUCCUGCGGAAUCUAUUAUACCCCCAAGACAGCCUACUCCACCUCCCGCCCCCGCCCCCCCUCCAACAGUAACAGAGCUUCCAACAAGCCCGCAACGGAAGCAGACGUCUGCCUUAGAUACGAUAGAUCCGUCAUGGAAGGGCUUGCUCGACGAGCUACUUGCCAUGGGCAUUACAGAGGACCAAAUAGCGGAAAAUUCGGACUUUAUCAAAGCGUAUAUCGAGCAGAAGCAGGCCGAUGAGCUGAACGGUAUAUCCAAGGAAGCCUCGCCGGAUUCCCAAAGGAAAGCGAAAGCUCCACCUCCGCCUCCACCACCAAAUGCCCCACCAGCGGCAGCCCUCAGCCCCCAGAAUACAGGAAAGAGGGGUGCACCUCCUCCUCCGCCACCAGCACGACGUGGCCGCGCUCCCUCCCCACCACCUGCACGCGAGCCUUCUCCCCCAUCCCCGCCUCGGGAACCUUCGCCAGUUCGACCACGCUUCAAGGCACCCCCUCCCAUCGCGGAUGCGGGCAAAUUCGCCAAUGCUCUCCCGCGCAGCCAUAGGGCUUCAUCAGGUUCAAAUGCAGCCCGGCCGGGAGUACCAGCCCCGCCGCUGCCACCAAAAACUCCUUUGGAAGGAGAAAGAAAAGUGUCCGCCCCACAACUGCCCAGUCGAAACCCAGUCCUCCCGGCUCGGCGUGAAGUUAGUCCUGGAUUACCUCCCGCUUUACCACCCAAGAUUCCCCAUGCUACUCCUCCGCCCCCGCCACCACGCCCUCAAGCUUCUCCAACUUCAACUCCCCAGUCACAACACCUGCUGCCGCCACAAACAGCCCCAGGACCACUCCCAGUGCGUCCUGCACCGCCGCCCACAUCAGCUCCGGCACCGCCGCCUCCUCCGCCUCCGGCUCCUGCACCAGGACCAGUACCGUCAUCGAGCCCCACGCCACCUCCACCUCCACCUCCGCCUCCAGCUCCAGCUCCCGCUAGCACUGGACCUGCCCCGCCCCCGCCCCCGCCCCCGCCUCCGACUGCUGGUCUUCCUCGCCCUCCUCCCCGUCCUGCACCUUCAAAUAGUGUCCCUCCACCUCCUCCGCCCUCUGCAGGCGCCCCUCCACCCCCACCUCCUCCAUCUGCUGGUGCGCCUCCUCCUCCUCCUCCGCCGCCGCCGCCAGGUUCCGCAGCUAACAGCGCUGGUCCUCCGCCGCCGCCGCCGCCAGCGUCAUCAGCACGCCCGUCGUCCCUUCCCAAAUCACCAGGGAACGCCGAUCUUCUAGCUUCAAUCCGUGCAGGAACAGGUCUUCGAAAAGUCAAAGACAGCGAGAAACGAGAUCGAAGCGCUGCUGUGGUUCCAGGUGCAAGCAGCGAAACUCCUUCCUCACCAGCGUCAGGCGCGGGGAGCGCAGAUCCAAAUUCGAUGCUGGGGUCUCUUCAAGCGGCAUUGAAUAAGCGGAAGCAGAAAGUUAGCGGUAGUGAUGAUGAAAAGUCCGAUAAUGAGUGCUAUGGAGCAUGCUGCAACGGAGUUGAAGCAGUCAGCCGAAAUGAGCAGUUACUCCAUAUAUCAAGCACUGAGCGCAAUCAGGAUUGGAAAUUGGCAGAACGCCAGAAUUCAAGGGACGACAACCUGCCAGAUAUAAUCAACAACCUGGAAUUUGAGGGUGAAAACUCAGCCAAUUUCCGCAAAGUAGAUGCUACAUGGAGCGUUCCUCGGGAAUUGAGUAACUCCGGAACUAAAACCAAGAGACCCUCUCGAACGCAACAGCUGUUGACAGACAAAGCAUAA
Molecule: messenger RNA, 2298 nt
Organism: Histoplasma mississippiense
Lineage: Eukaryota; Fungi; Ascomycota; Eurotiomycetes; Onygenales; Ajellomycetaceae
Exons: 6
Coding region: 1-2298 (765 amino acids)
Molecular function (GO): actin binding
Source: RefSeq, a predicted model, not a curated record